This is a messenger RNA of Clarias gariepinus (North African catfish), 2353 nucleotides long. Its product is annotated as gastrula zinc finger protein XlCGF26.1-like. The record is from RefSeq and is a predicted model, not a curated record. Bases 369 to 2114 code for a protein of 581 amino acids. Gene Ontology annotation, molecular function: DNA-binding transcription activator activity, RNA polymerase II-specific; RNA polymerase II cis-regulatory region sequence-specific DNA binding. Gene Ontology annotation, cellular component: nucleus. Gene Ontology annotation, biological process: regulation of transcription by RNA polymerase II. The transcript is spliced from 5 exons. Lineage: Eukaryota; Metazoa; Chordata; Actinopteri; Siluriformes; Clariidae.
GUGAGCGUUUCGGUCUCGUUCCUCCACACAUUCCCAGAAGCAGAAGAAGCCGUGCUGCAGUGUUGCUGAUUGAUGAGCUGAGCUCUCCGACUCUACUAAUCAUCUUUACAUUCCAAUAUUUCUGACAGGGUUUUACCCCCACAGUUCCAUCUGAUCCGUUGUGGGUGUAUUUGAGGUGGUUAACUGCGUUCUGCUGUAAAGCUCAAGUUUUUUAGCGCAUGUCCAAACCCUUUUUCGAACAAAACUGUGAAAUAUGGAUGACCAAAAACAUUGCUGAGGAAAGGGUAUGAGUUGUCCAGUCUCCUUCUGCUGUCCUUUUUCCUACACAUACUAAUUUUACCUCUGCAAGAACAUCGAGAAAAUUAACUAUGAUGAAUUCAGAUGAGAUUAAAUGUGAGAAUUUUGGACCUAUAGAGAUCUCCAGUGCUCACCAAAUAUCACCAGGAGUUCCAGCUAUUAAGAGGCCAGAAGAGAUUAAAUUAGAAAUUCCAGAACGCACAGAGAGCUCCAGUAGUGACCAAAGGUUAUCCGGUCCUUUCCACACUAACACUUCUCACAGAGAAGUGCAAAAGCAUCAUCAAUGUCCAUGCUGUGGGAGGGGUUUCAGUAAAGAAGGUAAUCUCAAAAAGCACCAAUGCACUUGCACAGGACAAAAGUUGUAUCAGUGCUCGACCUGCGCAAAGAGUUUCAAUAAAGAGCAAACACUUCGAGUUCACCAACGCAUUCACACUGGGGAGAAACCCUAUCACUGUCCAGACUGUGGGAGAAGUUUUAGGGCCCUAAGCACCUUCCACCACCAUAAGCGCAUUCACACAGGAGAGAGACCGUAUCAGUGCUCGGAGUGUGGCAAGAGUUUUAUACAAAAGGGACAUUUACUAAAACACCAGCGCAUUCACACCGGGGAGAAACCGUAUCAGUGUGCUGAGUGUGGGAUGAGUUUUACUGAAAGCGGUACUCUCGUAAAUCACCAGCGUACUCACACUGGGGAAAAGCCGUACCAGUGCUCAGACUGCGGGAAAAGUUUUACACAAAGGUCAUUAUUUAAGCAGCACCAGUGGAUUCAUACAGGAGAGAAGCCGUAUCAGUGUUUGCAGUGUGGGAAGGGUUUUACUAAGGGUCGUGGUCUUCUACAACACCAGAGAAUUCACACAGGAGAGAAGCCGUAUGUCUGCUCACACUGUUGUAAGAGUUUUAGCGUGAGUGAUGCUCUGGUAAAUCACCAGCGUAUUCACACUGGAGAGAAGCCGUAUCAGUGCUUAGACUGUGGGAGGAGUUUUUCCAAAAAGUGUAAUCUCCAACAACACCAGCACAUUCACAAAGGAUGCACUGACACGGAACAAAAGCUGUAUCAGUGCUCUGACUGUGGGAAGAGUUUUAAUAAAGAGCAAACACUCCGAGUUCACCAACGCAUUCACACUGGGGAGAAACCCUAUCACUGCCCGGACUGUGGGAGGAGUUUUAGGGCCCUAAGCACCUUCCACCACCAUAAACGCAUUCACACAGGAGAGAGACCGUAUCAGUGCUCGGAGUGUGGCAAGAGUUUUAUACAAAAGGGAAAUCUACUAAAACACCAGCGCAUUCACACCGGAGAGAAACCGUAUCAGUGUGCUGAGUGUGGGAUGAGUUUUACUGAAAGUGGUACUCUCGUAAAUCACCAGCGUACUCACACAGGAGAGAAGCCGUAUCAGUGCUCAGACUGUGGAAAGAGUUUUACACGAAGGUGCUUAUUCUACCAACACCAGUGGAUUCACACAGGAGAGAAGCCAUAUCAGUGUUUGCAGUGUGGGAAGAGUUUUACUAAGAGCAGUCGUCUUGUACAACACCAGAGAAUUCACACAGGAGACAAACCAUAUGUCUGCUCACACUGUUGCAAGAGCUUUAGUGAGAGUGGUACUCUGAUAAAUCACCAGCGUGUUCACACGGGAGAGAAGCCGUAUAAGUGCUUAGACUGUGGAAAGAGUUUUUCUCAAAGGAGUACUCUGCAGCAACACCAGCGCGUUCACACUGGUGUAUGGAAUCUGUGCUGUGCAGAAUGUGGCAAGAGUUUUAGGAACCAAAGAACUUUUCAGCGACACAAACACAUUCACGCAGUAACAAAUAAAGACAUGCUGUAGUCCUUCUCAAAAAGUACAGGAGUUAGCUAAAUUUAUUCUAAAUUCCACUUCAUAAACUUAAAGAAAGCAUAUUGGUCACAAAAGACGUUCUAGACAUCCAGACAGUGACAGUAACAUAAAGACAGGUUUGUAGAUGUGAUUGCAUACAGUAUAUCUUAUAUCUAGUCAGUAGGCACUGGGUCAACGUGAGAGCUGACCAAAAUUACUAGUGCAAUAUAAAGAUGUAGUGCUGAAGGCAA